Molecule: messenger RNA, 1170 nt
Organism: Colletotrichum graminicola M1.001
Lineage: Eukaryota; Fungi; Ascomycota; Sordariomycetes; Glomerellales; Glomerellaceae
Product: glycosyl hydrolase family 62
Exons: 2
Coding region: 1-1170 (389 amino acids)
Biological process (GO): L-arabinose metabolic process
Cellular component (GO): extracellular region
Molecular function (GO): alpha-L-arabinofuranosidase activity; cellulose binding
Source: RefSeq, a predicted model, not a curated record
AUGAGACUUUUUCAGUCCAACACCGACCUUCUGUCGGCUGGCAUCGCGCUCCUCGCUUCGGCGGGAGCUGCCGUGGCGCAAUGCAGCCUUCCCUCGACGUACCGCUGGUCAUCCAGCGGCGUACUGGCCACUCCGAAGUCUGGAUGGGUCUCGCUCAAGGAUUUCACAACAGUUCCGUAUAACGGCCAGCACCUCGUCUAUGGCACCACCCACAACUUCGGGGACUCCUGGGGUUCGAUGAACUUUGGUCUCGUCUCCAGCUUCUCUCAACUGGGCUCGGUCGCCCAGAACACCAUGAGCUUCGGGGCCGUUGCGCCGUCGCUCUUCUACUUCGCCCCAAAGAGCAUCUGGGUGCUCGCCUACCAGUGGGGAGGGAAUGGUGCGUUCUCGUACCGGACGUCCACGAACCCCGCCAGUGUCAGUAGCUGGGGAGGAGUGCAACCGCUGUUUACCGGCACCAUCUCCGGAUCCGGCACGGGUCCCAUCGAUCAGGCACUCAUCGGUGACAGCACUAACAUGUACCUGUUCUUCUGCGGCGAUAACGGCAAGAUUUACCGCGCGAGCAUGCCUAUUGGCAACUUCCCAGGCAACUUUGGCUCAGCAUCGACAAUCAUUCUGAGCGACACCACGGACAACCUCUUCGAGGCAGUUCAGGUGUACACUCUGCAGGGCCAGCAAAGAUACCUCAUGAUCGUCGAGGCCAUCGGUUCCCAAGGACGCUACUUCCGUUCGUUUACGGCCACCAGCCUUGGCGGUGCCUGGACUGUCCAGGCUGGCAGCGAGAGCAACCCCUUUGCCGGCAAGGCCAACAGCGGAGCCACCUGGACCAACGAUAUCAGCCACGGCGAGCUGGUCCGCGUCAGCGCCGACCAGACCAUGACCAUUGAUCCUUGCAAGCUCCAGCUCCUCUACCAGGGACGCUCGCCCUCCUCGGAUGGAGUCGAUUAUGGUCUUCUGCCUUACCGCCCCGGCCUGCUUACUCUUACCAACCCUACUGGAGGCUCUCCUCCCAACACCCCGCCCUCCACUUCGCCUACCACACCUCCCCCUAGCAGCGGCACCGUUCCUCAGUUUGGACAGUGUGGCGGCCAGGGCUGGACCGGCGGAACAGUUUGCCAGAGCCCCUACAAGUGUACUGUCUCUAACCAGUGGUACUCCCAGUGUAUUUAA